AACAGUAUUUUAUUGUGCGGGUUAACAGUAAUAUCACAUAGUUUUACAAAAGGCUGGUACUGUGGCUACUCUGUUCACUGGCCCCUUACGUUGUUCAUCGCCUUCUUCGUCAUUUCAAGCAUGGUUCAGAAGAAAGACAACGCCUUUCGUUGCUCCAUUCGACUGAUUCCCCCCAAAAAGCCCUCAUUUUCCAACUGUUCAAUGGUCUCUUCUGGGAAUUUGUCCAUCGUUGUAAAGGGCGACGCACUGUUCCAAGACUGUUUCUAGACUGUUUUUAGACCAUUUUCUCUUCUGGGAAAUAAUCAGCCAUAUUUGCAUAUGAAUUCCCUGUUUCUUCCUUUUUCAUUGAUAAGAUUUGGGUGGUUACAAAAUUUCAAUUGGUAACCCUAACCUAUGUCUGUUUUCACUCAGAUUUUAAUUGUGGGUUUUGUUUUUGGGAUGAAGCUCUUCACUGGUUUCUUUGAGCAGAGGUUUUAUUUAAUUGGUGGUGAUAGAAACAAGAGAUUCUUCCGGGUUUUGAAGAUUGAUCGAUCAGAGCCAUCUGAUCUCAAUAUUAGUGAAGACCCAAUGGUUUAUUCACCACAGGAGAUGAAGAACUUGCUUCAAAUGAUUGCUGAAGGCAAUCAUGCCACAGGUGGCUUGACCUUUGUUGGAAAAGCUUACGGGGUUGCAGGUUAAUGUUGGGUUGUUCUUAUUAUGGCACUUAAAGGAUGGAUCCUAUGGAGAUACUCCAAUUGGCUUUGACCAUCGCAGGUUGCAUUAAAUUUUUGGAGCCACCCAUACUUGAUCCUGGUAACGAAGAGGCAUCAAAUUGGAUGUACAUGUGGUCAUGCAAUAUAUGAUAUUGAUGAAA
Messenger RNA from Rubroshorea leprosula, 853 nucleotides. NCBI's taxonomy places the organism in Eukaryota, Viridiplantae, Streptophyta, Magnoliopsida, Malvales, Dipterocarpaceae. The record is from the annotation of a GenBank genome assembly.